Molecule: messenger RNA, 6612 nt
Organism: Bacillus rossius redtenbacheri
Lineage: Eukaryota; Metazoa; Arthropoda; Insecta; Phasmatodea; Bacillidae
Product: solute carrier family 25 member 35-like
Exons: 5
Coding region: 208-1179 (323 amino acids)
Source: RefSeq, a predicted model, not a curated record
AUUACGUAAUUGUUUGUUUACAUCAGUCAGCUGAUUACUGCGUGAUAGACAGAAUAUUUUUCAAAAGAUAUGCAUAAUCAUAAUCUGUACUUUAGUCAACAUCAUAGAGUUUUGAAAACGUUGGAAUGGUUUGUCGUUAAUCGAAGAUUAAAGACGUGUCUAGUGGCAAUGGCAUGAGCUAGGCAUUCGGAGCAACUCGAGGGGGCGAUGGAGUUCGUGAUCGGGGCGGUGGCAGCCAUGGGGGCGGGGGUGUUCACGAACCCCCUGGAGGUGGUGAAGACCCGGCUCCAGCUGCAAGGGGAGCUCCAGUCCAAGGGCGUUUACACGGUGCACUACCGCAACUUCUUCCAUGCGUUCUACGCCAUCGCCCGGGAGGAAGGCGUGCUGGCGCUGCAGAAGGGCCUCGUGCCCGGCCUGUGGUACCAGCUGUGCCUGAACGGCGUGCGGCUCGGCGGCUACCAGUUCGCGGAGAAGCGCGGGUGGACGCAGGGCGACGACGGGACAGUGUCGGCCCCCAAGUGCGCGGUGGUGGGCGUCGUGUCUGGCUGCGCCGGUGCGUUCGCUGGCAGCCCGUUCUACCUGGUGAAGACGCACCUGCAGUCGCAGGCGGCGGGCAGCAUCGCGGUCGGUCACCAGCACAGCUACGCGGGCGGCUCCUUCCGGGCACUCGCCGGCAUCUACCGGCGGCACGGCGUGGCGGGGCUGUGGCGUGGCAACCUGGGGGCCAUGCCGCGCUCCGCCGUCGUCUCCGCCAGCGGCUUCGUGUCCUUCUCCACCGUCAAGGAGCUCCUCUUCCAGCAUGAGCUGUUUGUUGGCUGGCCACUGAUGAACACGUUCAUCGCCAGCAUGGUUGGAGGGUUGGUCGUCACUGUUUGCAUGACUCCGUUCGAUGUAGUCAUGACACGCCUCUACAAUCAAGGCGUGGACAAGGAGGGGCGGGGCCUGCUGUACCGAGGCGUGGCCGACUGCUUCGUGAAGAUCGCCCGCGCGGAGGGCGCCGCGGGGCUGUACAAGGGCUUCGCGGCCGGCUACGCCCGCAUGGGCCCCCACGUCGUGCUGUGCUUCGUGUUCUGGGACGCCCUCAAGCGGCUGGAGGAGGAGUUCUGGGAGCAGCGGGCGGCGAGGGACGCCACGGCAGGGGCCGUAGCCGAGGGAAAGCCUGAGCACCUUUCCGAAUAACGUAACUGCUUCAUGAUCACUAGCCAAGGGAGAGUAGUGUAUAUUUCUUAACCCAUUUGCAUCUAAAAGCGUACUAGUACGCAGCUGUUUUUUCCGGCCGGUAACACCAUAGGCGUACCGGUACGCGAAAUGGCUAAUCUGCCUAAAAACUUGAAAAAAAUCCCUUUAGAAUGAAAAUAACCCCUCAGAGUAGCUAGUAUUGUUAUAACAAAGGUAUAUUAUCGUGAAACUUAAACUAUUUUUAAAAAUUUAUUUAAAGAAUAAAAAUAUAAUGAAAAUAGAAAAUAACUUUAAUAAUAGUAAUAUAUAAAAAAAAUUAUGGAUUCCAUGGUAUGUCUAACAUUAAAGUGAGUGGAUGCAAAUGGGUUAAACAGCAUUAACUUACCGUAUUUACCCAUGUACCACCCGCACAUUUUUUCUGAAAAACAACAUUCAAAAGUCGGGGUGCGGGUCAUACACGAAAUUUGAGGUUUUGGACAACAAUGAAGACUGAAAAAAUUGGAUUUAUAGUACAUUACCGAAUGCUGGACGCAUUUAUUACAAUGAAAAUACAGCGAAACCCCUUAUUUACGUUACCGUUAUUUACUUUUUCCCGAUAUUUGCACCAUUUUAUUUCGGUCCCGUUUUAACCUCAUAUGAUGCAAUGCAAUAAAUUGCCGUUGUUUACAACGCGCGUAUAAACUGCUUCCCGCAAUUUACGCGGUUUAUUCUGAGAUUAACGCUUUCUAAUUUAAAUAAUCGUAAUACGACGUAUUCUGAUGUGUUUUCAAGACGUUUUUAAAAGUAUUAAACUUUAUCCGUAACGAGUCGGGAGUCGCUGUAAUCCACCUAUAAAACGUAAACAGCGCCAGUUGGCAUCAUUCGGUAUAGAGCGCGCGCACGUAGUCGAAGAUCGAUAGCGAUAGCUCGCAAACUUCUUGCUACGCGCGCGCUCUGUUUACAACCGAGUUAACUAUAACUGGCAACCCGCGCCAUUUUAUGCGUAUCAAUACAACUCACGUUUUUGCUACGGGGUUUUUUUACGUUGAAUAAAAUGGUUUUAUGGCAUCACUCAUUAUUUUUAAUUAUUUGGCACUACAAGCUUUAUUUUUAUUUGCAGGAUGUUGCAACGGACUGAACAGUUGACGAUUGUGGUUAUUGCAUACAAACAUUUUAAAAUUUAUUUCACCAAAUUUACGUCUGUUGUUUAGCAAAAUUGAUCUACUAUUUUGACAAUGAAUAUUACUGGUUUUUUUUCCUUAAUAUUUCAUGCAUUUGUGUUAGUAAAAUUCUGUGCUGCUGUUAUAAAGAGUUUUCUUUGUUGUUACAAUGACAGACUCUUUUUCCCUAUUUAUGCAGGCACAUGUAAAUAGACAUUACAGUGAAAAAUUUUUUUUUCCAGAGAGUAUGUUGAAAAUUUGGGGUGCGGGUCAUACAUGGGGGCGGGUGGUACAUGGGUAAAUACGGUAUUUUAAGGUUCAGUGCUCUAUGCCAAGUACAGCAGAACCCUAUUGUUCUCUGCAGUGGCAGAGACAGCAAUUUUGGGGGGAGGGAUUUUUGAGAAGAAGAUAGAAAAUUAAUUUGAACAUGUGUAUUUAAAAACACUUACAUUGACAUACAGGCCUGCAAUAGUAGCCGUAGGCUACGUGGAUUCUCACAGUAAACAUACUGUUCUCGCUAAUAUUUUGAAAAAGAUUUUCAUAACGUCUCUUUUUCCCUGUGUCCAACCCACUGGUUGUCUCUCUGUGGGUCACAGGCUUUCAACGUGCAAAUGCAAUAGUAUUUUGAUUAAUCGGGUUAAUGUGGUUAAGGUCAGCACGGAUAAGCAAAAAUCAUGGGUAAUCAAAUUCAAAUGUAUUUAGGUUAUAAAAAACAGCAAAAUUUUGUAAGUAAUUUAUACAAAACUAUUGUAAAAGUAUUACUGACACUAUUUAUUAAUUUUUAAAAAUAUUAGUAAAAUUAUUUGUAAUGACCUAAAAUACACUCUUUCCUUGUCCCUUCCCUAUUGAAUUACACUUCACUGGCUUGGUUCCCCCCCCCCUUCCCCCCUGCUACUCGCCAAAAAAAGUGUUUAAUUUUUAAUUUGGUUCACGGAUAAUCAGGGUUCUACUGUAUUAUGAAAUAGAAAGUUGAAAUGUAUGAUGUUAUGUAUUGCUUUAGCACAAAAUUGUAAUGGUGUUUCUAAUUUUUAUGUUAUUGAUGCAUAUUCUAUUUUUUUUUUUUUUAACAUAUACAUAUGGGGUAUUUUUCAAAGCUCAUUAAGUGUCGGCUGUGAGUUAAAUGAUGUUAGGCUGUGUUCUGAGAUGAAUUUGAAAAGUUUGAUCCGAUUUUUAAGGCUCGGACCUACAUGCCAUGUUAAUUUUUUGGUCAUAAUUUAAGGGCUAUUUCUAAAAUUUUAACUCAGUACCUUUGUUUCAUUUGUACUGCUACAAAUAUUUUCAACAGAUAUUCACUUAUUGUAAUUUCAUAGGUGUAAAAAUUUGCCCGAGCUAUGAUAAUUAUGAAUACAGCGUAUCUUUUUAAACUCAUUAUAUAAGCCUUAAAAACUUGGCUUCUUCACCCUUCCUGCUUGUUUAUUGCAUUUGUAUGCCAUGUUUUAUUUUAUUACCAUUCCUACGGACUCUUCACAACAAAAUUAUUUUUAUAGCAUUGCUUAUCAUUACAUUUUACUUUAAUUUUUGCACCAAGUUUUAUUCUCUGUUAUCUAAUAUUUGUCGAAACUAAAAUUCACGUAAAUCACUUUACUCUUUAUCAGGCUGAUUGCAUCAUGGCCACUUAGUACAAUUUUAUUUUUUUGUGUUUAUACAUCUGAGUGGCACAUUGCACAUGAAAUUUUGUAGUCUGAUUUUCAAAAUAUUUAUUCAUUAAAAAUAUGAAAUUAAAAAAUAUGGCAUGUCAAAGCAAUCAAUAAUGGACUUGUAUUUGUUAUGAAUUGUAGUUAUGUUGUCUAUGGAUACUUGUUGAAUCAAUAUCAGGACUUUUUCAAGACCUUUUAAUAAAGUUUUCUCUGUGUUUGUUUGUGUGUCUAUAUAUAUACAUCAAAUUAGCAAAAUUGAAUAUUAUAUUUGAAAUAGAUCUACUGUUCCCAAGACAUGCCAAUUGAUGUGUUGGAGAGCUAAAACCUUUCAAAAGAUAAUUUUCACGUGAUUUAAGUGGACGGUCACCAACUAUUUAUAUUUUAUGUACGGCUAUACAAUGAAGUGAAUUGUUGAAAAACAUGCAAUUUACCAAAAGGCUUGUGCCCAAGAAGUAAGGUGAACCCAGGGGUAAAAGAUCUUGCCUCCACAUGCACUAUGACUGUAACUACAUGUUGUUACAAAACUCUCAUUAAUAGUGUUUUCACAGUCCCCAGAAAUUACAGGAGCUACAGUGCUAAGUAAUAUAUUUAAUUCAAAAAUAUGGUUAUUAUGUAAUGCAAAGUUGUUUUUUUCCAAGGGUAAAAAAAAUUAAUUAUAGUAAAAGAUGGUAAAUACAAAUGUCCUAGAGUAAUGUAAGGAAACAAUGUGUCCGCAUGAGAAAACAAAUUGCUCAAGUAUUUUGUAACAUCUUUUCAAACACUGCAUCUCAUAAAAGCUGCAUUUUAAUUCACCUUUGAGGUUGGUAAGUGCUACAAGUUCCAUCAAGACCAGAAAAGUAAUAUGUAGUUGGAUCAUUGGAAUACUAGGUGAAAAAAAGAAGAGAACGUUAACUGUUUAGGAAUCAAAUGGUGCUAAUGUUUAUAGAGUAGGUAUUUAUGUUUGUUUUCUUGUUCCAAACUAGCUAGAGGGGUGUUUUUUUUUUUUUUUUUGGUAGUGUAUGUACAUGAAACAGUUUGCCAGUGUACUAUUCUUUUUAACUGUCAGUAGCUCAGUUUCUUUCCCAUUCCUCUUAGAAUUUCUUUGCCUUCAUAGUGCAUUUGUUGUAUUAAGCCUUGUGUAACAUUACGUGUGUAUAGAGGCAAGAUAAUAUGGUGUAUAGUGAUAAAACCUAAAAACAUGAAGUGCAGCAAAAUUUGCCUAAGUUUGUCUGUUAUAAUGUAAUAUUCAAUUCAUAAAUAUAUACUGUUUCAAAAAUUUACUUAGUUUCUAAUUAGUUUUUUUUAUAAAUAAAGUAAAUAAAAAGUCUAUAUCCGAUACCAUACAGAUAUGGCUAAGAUUUAAAUUUGAAGCUACCUAUGUUAGCACCAGGAAUAUGUUUUCAAACCCAAUCUAAUUAUUACAUAUGUAUUUUUUUCCUGCUGUAUGUGAUGAUACAGAGCAAAAUAUUCAUAUAACAAUAUACCUUAAUUGAUAACAUAAAUAUGUACAUAGAGCCAAAAUUUUAUAGUGUUAUAAAAUAGAUCUCAUUAAAUAGUUGAAAUAAACUAAUAAUCUAUACAUAUUUACCACCAUUAGAAAUUAAAACACAUGUAAUAUUAAGAACAUAUCUAGCACAAUUGCAAUGAUCAAGUGUUUCAACAAUUUGUAAGUUGCAUAAUAUGUGUAUAGUUCAUAAAACAAUACUAUAUUGAUGAAACAAAGUAACUGCCACUGAGAAACAUUUAGUAUCCUUCUGUAAUGUACCUUAGUUCUAGGUGAAAGUUACAAAUAUGAAAAUAGAAAGUGCAGGUUUAAUGGCUUUUUUUUUAAUAUUAUAUUAUAUUAUAUAUAAAGUACCCGUGUUUCAGUGUCGUGCAUUAGCAUGGUGCUCACAUUCUGGGAAGCUGUACAUAUUUGAAAUCCUGAAAAAGUGAAGGAUAAUUAAACAGGGGGGAAAAAAAAGCCAUGUUCCAGUCUGCCGUCACCAGACGGUGUUCAUAAGUACUUAUUCACACACCAUGAAAUGGCGUAUGCAAAGUUCUGCUAAUCAUUACUUGACAAACAAGGAAAAUGAAAGUAAAAGAGGUCGCCACUGUGCCUGCCCUGGAUCCGCCCCUAAUGGGAUGUACUACGUUUUUUGUAUCAAAACAAAAAAAAAGUGCUAUUGGAACUUUGGAACUACUAAAACUACGUAACUUACCGAGUAGCAGGGGAAAAAAAAAACUACAUCUUAGAUCGGGUUUGAAAACAUAUUCUUGGUGCUAACGUAGCUUCAAAUUUAAAUUUUAGCAAUAUCUGUAUGGUAUGGGAUAUAGACUGUUUUAUUUACAGCUGUAGCUCCAAUCAUGAGAGCAAAACUUCCACCUCACCUGAGAAACUGAUGUAUGAACGUUCAUUACACUGCUGAUUUGAUUGUAACCAUUUUCCAUUGGGACAGCACACUUGGGGAUUCCUCCAUAAGGAUUAUUAAUGAUAAGGGUGCCUUUAGUUACCAAACUACUUACUAUAAUUGUUCGUAGGACUUCACAUGCAGUUAUUACCAUGCAAUGUCUUGUUUAGAAAAUGUUGUGCUUGAAGGAAAUGAAACCUGUACAUACCUUUGCAAUGUAUUGACUGAUUUUAUAUAUAAGCUAUGUGAUUGUUGAAUAAUAAAAUUUACUUACUUGGACUCUCACAA